AUGUGCACAGGCUGGUGUGAGGAGAGAUGUACCAGCGCCAGUGGAGGAAGACGCAGGGAUAAACGAGUGGAUCUUCACCCAUGGCUGUGCAUCACAAUCUUGUUCUCUGCUCUUUGGGGCCGGGUGUCGCCCCAGUGCCCGGACAGCUGCCACUGUGCCUGGGACAUGGCCACGGUGCAGUGCUCGGACGCCGGGCUGCGGGAGAUCCCAGAGGGGAUCCCACCGGAAACCGUCUCCCUCCACCUGGAACGCAACUACAUCCGGAACCUCCCGGAGAGGGCCUUCAGCGACCUGAUCCACCUGCGGGACCUGUACCUGUCCCACAACCGCAUCGACUCGCUGGCCUCGGGGGCCUUGCGGCAUCUGGGCUCCGAGCUGCGUGUGCUGGACCUGUCCCACAACCUGCUGAGACAGGCCAAUCGGGAGGAGUUCGGCUCCACCAGGGCAAAGACGCGCCUCUACCACAACCCCUGGCACUGCGACUGCGCCCUCCAGGAGCUGAUGGAGACUCUGAACCUUGAGCCCGAGACGGUGAACGGGAUUGUGUGUGAGAGCUCGGUGCGGGGGGUGGGCGAGGGCAGCAGGUGGGAGGACCCGGGGUCGCAGGGCGAGCAUGCGGGCCAGCCGCUCGUCAAGCUGCUGGAUUCUGGGGUGAACUUCUGCAGCCUGCAGAGGAAAACCACCGACGUGGCCAUGCUGGUGACCAUGUUCGUGUGGUUCUUUAUGGUCAUCGUGUACGUGGUGUACUAUGUGAGGCAGAACCAAGCCGAGGCCCGCAGGCAUCUGGAGUACCUGAAGAGUUUACCCAGCCCCGGCAAGGCCCCCACUGAGACAGACACGCUCAGCACUGGUUUCUGA
This is a messenger RNA of Limanda limanda (common dab), 858 nucleotides long. RefSeq names its product leucine-rich repeat-containing protein 3-like. The transcript has a single exon. The record is from RefSeq and is a predicted model, not a curated record. Lineage: Eukaryota; Metazoa; Chordata; Actinopteri; Pleuronectiformes; Pleuronectidae. Bases 1 to 858 code for a protein of 285 amino acids. Gene Ontology annotation, molecular function: protein binding.